UUUACCUACCAAAAACUUCCUCCUUUCGAUUACUUUUUCUUCCUGUUUUUAAAAAUAUAUGUUCAAUAAUUGAAAGGAAUGUAAAAUGGCAACAUCGAAGCCUACGUCUACGAGAGAUUACAUUUGUAAGAUUAAUGAUGCAGUACAGCAUAUGAAUAAUCUUCUUGGACAUGGUAUAGUUGAUCUUAAUGAUCUUUUAAAGAAGAAAAAUUCUACAGAUGAAAUCCAGGCAAUUUUGAACAUAGACGACAUAGGAUUUCGCGGUGAAAAAAACAAACUUAAAAAUCAGCUGGAUGAAUUUGCUAAUAUAUAUGAACAAUUAAGAUCAACCAUAAUCAGGAAUAAGAAAGGGCGCAACGGGGAAGAACAAGAAGACAGUGGAUACAUCAGUAAAGAUUCAAAUCUUCUUGAAAGCGAUGGCAUACCUUGUUCAAACGGCGGAAUACAGGACGCUACACCACAUGAUACUUCACAGGUAAGAAGAGCAAGAAUUCUGACCAGAUCCGACUUUGAACAUAUAGAUAUAGCAUUCAACAAAGAUUCCUGAUUGUGCAGCAACAUUUUUCGAACAUUUAUUAAACUGACAAAGAAACACUUUUUACCAACGUCCAAUACAGUUUAAUUUUUCUAAGCUUUGUAUUUUACGAUUGGCCACGAUAAUAUCGUUUAAAUAUUGUAAGAUUGGAUUUGUCGGAACCCAAUUAAUGCAUUUAUUCAUGGUUAUAAGGUGGACAGCUAAUUUGGCUCCUCAAAACUUUUAGGAUCAGAAAGACGAGCUGGUAUUUAAAAGACUCGUGUUUCACCGUCCGGUAAAUACAAAUGUGCCUGUUUUGCCAUUUCUGUGAGAAUAAUUUAUCUAUUUUGGUUGUUGGAGUUAUAGUUAUAAUCAAUCCACAAUUAGUCAAAAUCUUAUAAAGAGUUUGCAUUUCUAUAUUUCCAUAUGGUGCCAGUUAUACAUUUUUGUGAUAGAUUAUUUUUUUUGUGAUGUAUAUUAUCGUUAUACAUGUAAAUAAUUUUGUUCCUGUUAUGAAUCAUUUUUAUUGAUUUAAAUACCUCAUUUUUGUAUAUUUUUUUCUAUUGUAACUGUUGUAUUUUAGGGUGAGUCAUCUGCUCUACUUACAUAUUUUUGAAUACUUUGGCAUAAUCCUAAUUGCAAAAACUAUAGGCAUAAUAUAUAUAUAUAUUGAUAGUUCUUUUUUUUAGGCAGUUAAGGUUAUAAUAUGCUAAUAAAUCGGUGUCACUUAAACACUUACUAUAAAGAUUCUCAGAUGGGAAAUCAGAUAUCUCAUCAAUAUUGACAAAAAUACAUCGUGACUAGGAAAAAUUCAUUCAAAAUAGGAUUUCCUGUAUUUGUUUCAAGUUUAAUAGAAGAAUAAAAUUCAACUGAUAAAAGUGUUAUGAACUAGCUGUUUAUGAUUUGGCCUUGGUAUAGAUUCUCAUUCAGCUGUAUUGACCGUCGACUUUUUGAGUUUCGGGGUCAAUACAGAUAAACGAGAAGGUAUACAAUGUUGAAAAACAGCAACCCUAAAAUAAGACCUAAAUGGACACACACAAAACAAGCUAAGGAAAAUCUAUUUAUCGGGAGGAUAACCUGAGGUGAUAACACAUUGUUGUCGUUAUUCAAGCGGAUAAAUUCUAAACUAUCAAAAUAAUGCAUGUAUAACCUAGUACAAAAGUACUGAUUAAUCGAUCUUGUGAGGCAGCAGUUCUUUUGUGCCAAUAGUUGUUUUUAAGCUGUUUCAUUUGCGCUAUACUAUAUUUUUCAAACCCAGAAUACAGAAUUCAUUUGUGUAAAAUAGCUUAUAGUAUGAUAUUUAUUAGAGUACGUUUGGGUACCGUCAUGGAAUGUAAUCCACCAGCAGUGGCAUCAACCCAGUAGUGAUCUUGCAAAAUUACAAAAUACCAAAUUUGAUAGACACAUUUCGAAAAUUGUGUGUAUUUGUUUCACUCAUAGGAUAAAAUUCUGAAGGUUAUUAAAACCUACUGGAAUUUUAAUAUUGAAGAGACUUUUUUAAAAUAGAUGCAAAAGUUUUAUAUAUUUCCAUGAAAGCAAAAUAUAUAUGAGGUGAAGAAGAAGAGUUAUUUUGGUGUAGAUAUUAUGUAAAUGUACUUUGUUGUAAAUAUUACAGUAUUACAUGUACUUUUUAUUUUUAUAAAAAAUGAAAAUAUA
This is a messenger RNA of Mytilus californianus (California mussel), 2170 nucleotides long. RefSeq lists its product as uncharacterized. The coding region runs from base 86 to 547 and encodes 153 amino acids. The transcript has 4 exons. Lineage: Eukaryota; Metazoa; Mollusca; Bivalvia; Mytilida; Mytilidae. The record is from RefSeq and is a predicted model, not a curated record.